UCAAAAAGCUCCUCCUAGGCCUACCCCUUUGCCUUCUACUUUUCCGCUACUCGACGCCUGCACAAGGCUAAAACAAUUUAACCAUUAUUGGACUCGCUGCGCACUGCGCCCACCCGCGCACUUUAGCACUCUCACCUCUGUAACUUCAAAAGCAGAGCUCUCUUUCUCUCUCACAUGCACUGCACAAACACAUGCUUGCACGCAAUGGCUGAGAAUCGUCUGCUUUCUUUGCUGGUUUUCAUGGCGAUUUGCUUUUGCUUUGCGUUUGACGGUUCGAUUGGAGUUGUUGGACUCACAUUCUCUUCGAAACUGAUUAAUCGUUUCUCUGAUGAGGCCAAAGCUCUGUGGAUUUCUAGGAAUCGUAAUGUGAGUCUUGAUUCCUGGCCUAAAAGGAAUAGUUUUGAGUAUUUUCAGUUGUUGCUUGGUAGUGACUUGAAGCGCCAGAGAAUGAAGCUCGGUUCGCAUAGUCAGUUGCUGUUUCCGGUACAGGGAAGCGAGACUUUCUUCUUCGGAAAUGAGCUUGACUGGUUACAUUACACAUGGAUUGAUAUAGGUACACCGAAUGUAUCAUUUCUUGUUGCAUUGGAUGCUGGGAGCGAUCUGCUGUGGGUCCCCUGUGAUUGCAUACAAUGUGCCCCCUUGUCUGCCGGUUACUACAGUUCUUUGGAAAGAGAUUUAAGCCAGUAUAGUCCAUCCUUAUCCAGCACAAGCAGGCAUCUUUCUUGCAGCCAUCAGCUUUGCGAGUUGGGUCCCAAUUGCAAAAACCUCCAGGAGCCCUGCCCAUACAUUGCUACCUAUGAUGACCCUGCUGCAAAUACUUCUAGUUCUGGAUUUUUGGUCGAAGACACAUUACAUCUGGACUCAGUUAGCGAAAACGCAACCCGGAGAAGGGUGCAGGCUUCAGUUAUUAUAGGCUGUGGUAGAAAGCAAAGCGGUGGCUAUUUGGAUGGAGCUGCUCCUGAUGGCGUUAUGGGUCUAGGACCUGGAGACAUUUCUGUUCCAAGUUUACUUGCAAAAGCUGGAUUAGUUCGGAAAUCUUUCUCGCUCUGUUUUGAUGAGAAUGAUUGCGGGAGGAUUUUCUUUGGUGACCAAGGACAUGCGUCCCAAAAAUCAACACCAUUUGUUCCUAUACAGGGAAAUUAUAUUACUUAUUUUGUCGAGGUGGAGUCUGUUUGUGUUGGUAAUUCUUGUCUUAAGCAAUCUGGAUUCAAAGCAGCUAUUGACAGUGGUUCAUCUUUCACAUUUCUCCCAACUGAAGUUUAUAAUAAGAUUGUAUUAGAGUUUGACAAACAAGUGAAUGCACAGAGAAUUAGCUACGAAGGAGUCCCAUGGAAUUAUUGUUAUAACUCCAGUUCACAGGAUUCAAUUGAUAUUCCUGCCUUGCGACUCCACUUUCUAAUGAACCAGAGCUUUAUAGUUCACAAUCCCAAAUAUUCCAUUUCCCAGAAUCAGAAAUUCACCAUGUUUUGCCUAGCUCUCCAGCCAACCGAUCUCGAAUUUGGUAUUAUUGGACAAAACUACAUGACAGGUUAUCGUGUUGUAUUUGAUAUGGAGAAUUUGAAAUUGGGUUGGUCUAAUUCAAAUUGUCAAGAUGCAAGCGAUAAAACAGAAGUAAAUCUUGCACCACCUCCAAAUGCUAAAUCACCAAAUCCGCUGCCAACUAAUGAGCAACAUAGCAUCCCAAGUAAGCAUGCAAUUGCGCCUGCUGUUGCUGGAAGGACUUCAUCUAAAGCCUCUGCAGCAUCGCAUCAUAUUCCCUCUCUGCUUCAUUUAACGAGUUCUUUAGUUUUGCUGCUGAAUUCGUGUUUGUUUGUUUUGUGGACCUAAUAUCUGUCCCACUCUGUUCUGCUUGUAAAUCCUGUUUAUCCCUGUCAAGCUCAUCCAAUUUCCUCAGGUUUUCAGCAUUACUGAAAAUCAUUCUAUUAGUUGGGGUUGCUAGAGAACAUCAACUAUCUUCUUCACGUAGCUGGUUCAGUUUGCUGCUAACUUCUGUAUUUGCAUGGUAUAUAUUAAUGCUAAUAGUAUAGUUAUCGCUA
This is a messenger RNA of Manihot esculenta (cassava), 2036 nucleotides long. Its product is annotated as aspartic proteinase-like protein 1. Gene Ontology annotation, molecular function: aspartic-type endopeptidase activity. The coding region runs from base 175 to 1827 and encodes 550 amino acids. Gene Ontology annotation, biological process: proteolysis. NCBI's taxonomy places the organism in Eukaryota, Viridiplantae, Streptophyta, Magnoliopsida, Malpighiales, Euphorbiaceae. The record is from RefSeq and is a predicted model, not a curated record. The transcript has 10 exons.